UUCAUAAUUCUAAGCCGGUUGCCCCCGCCUUGGCUUACUAUAGUGAGGGACUGUAUAAUAUUUGGAAAUGUCUAUUUGUUCUUAAUAGUAGAAUAAGUGAUUACACUUUUAUUUAAAAACUGUAUAAUUCAUAUGUUUUGUAAGUUUCAUGAAACAAUAUGUUUGGUAAGAAAGAAAAGCCAAAACGCCAGGGAAGACCUGCUAGUAGUCUUGCACAGUAUGGAAUCUUUGAAGUGCCGGAAACUUUUGACGGUUUAGGCAACAAUCUUAUGGGGGAUGAUGAUAAUGAUGAUGAUUUCGAAGCAGAGCUAGCAGCAUUGACAAUUAGCGAUGAUAAUCAAAAACCCAGACGUAAAGCACCCAGGAAACCAAUUCCAAGUGCAGAUCUGGAUGCAAUGAUAGCUCAAAGUUUGAAAGAUCCCGAUGAAGAAGCAUCGGAUAAGGAUGGUGAAUUGUCAGAUGGAGAUGACGAUCCAGAAUUAUUGAAUGAACUUAAGAUGAUCGCAGGCGAUGAAUCUGCUGAGGAAACGUCACCAAUAGAGGAAGAUAGCCCUGAAACAGAAAGUGCAGUGCAAUCUGAAACAAGAACAGAUUGUACAGAUAUGGAAGUUACAAUAAAACUUUUGGAAGAAAGGUUGAGGUUGUACCAAAUUGCUGAAAGAAAAGCAAAACAAGAGAAUGAGUCAAGUCGAGUAAGAAGAUAUACGAGAGGUAUUAAAACACUCAAAGAAUUAUUGACUGAUGCUAAAUCAGGUAAAUCUAUCAAUGAAGAUGAUAUUCCACCACAAUUACCACCAUCUGCAGUUGGAGAAUCAACAGAAAAAGUAGUAGAAAGUUCUAAACCAGAUUCAACAGAAGAGAAAAGUUCUCCAAUUAAUGAUGAUACAACACCACCCCCAGAAACUAAUACUGCCAUAGAAUCUGUUCCAGAAAAAUCUAUAGAUGAAACAGCUUUGAAUUUACUAAAAAGUAGGCAACAAGAAUAUAAAAUAGCAGCAUUAGCAUGGAAGAAAGCUGGUAAUAAAACGGAAGCACUUCAAUGUGUAACUGUAGCGAAGCAGUUUGAUAUAGUCAUAGCAGCAGUAAAUGCAGGAGACUCAGUUGAUUUGUCGGACAUGCCACCAUCUCCAAAUAUGCCCGGGUUAAAUGCUGCUACAGCUACACCAGAAUUGUCAAAAGUUGAAAAUGAAACACAGGGAGAGGCCUCCUCGGAAACAGCACCUGCAGCAGAAACAAAGCCAGCAGGUCCAGAGAAUUUAGAAUCCGCUCUAAGGGAGAGACUUGAAGUGUAUAGAAGAUCAAAAACAGCUGCAGAAACAGAAGGAAAUUCUUCUAAAGCUCGAAGAUACGGUCGUAUAUGCAAACAGUUUGAAGAUGCUCUUAAGUUGUAUGCUCGCGGAAAACCUGUACCCCUAGAUGAACUGCCAGUUCCACAUGGUUUUCCACCACUUGUGACACCUGCACCAGAAGAGGAGAAAUCAGAAGUGCAACCAACACCGUCUAUGCAAAAGACCUCAGACCCAGAGCCAUCUGAAAAUACACAGGGAUCAAAGAGACCUUCAGUUUCUCCAAGAAAUCAAAUAGGGAAAAAAACAAAUCAAAAGAUGACACGUGCAGAUAAACAAACAGCUUUAUUGCAACAGCGUCAGCAUGAGUUGAAGCAAGCCGCUUUCAAUGCAAAGAAGGAGGGAGAUCUAGAAUUGGCACGUAAUUAUUUAAGACAGGCAAAGGGAAUAGAUCCACUGAUCGAAGCGAGUACAGCAGGGUUACCAGUUGAUAUGAAUACUAUACCAUUGUCACCGUUAGCAAAAAUGGAACUCAAUGCAGAUAGUUCAAUAGGGCAACUUGAUGAAAGUUUUGAGUUAGUUAGUAGCGAACAUUGUCUGGAAGAAGCAACAGGAACUGAUGAAGAAAUUUAUGAGAAUCUAGAGGCACAGCUAGUGAAACAGAUGAAGUGGUGCUUAUGUACUAGAGAUCAUUCCAAAGCAUUAGGAGAUGUACCUGGGUAUAAUAAGUGGGAACGAUUCGCAUUAGAUUAUAAACGAGAUUUGGAUAUGUUGAGGGUUCGGAAGCGUGAUGGAUUACCGUCACCACAGCAUCAUUACGAAACAAAAACUUAUGCUAUAGUGCAGAGUUGUACGGAUUUAAACAACAAUGAUGUAGAAAUCUCAAUAAUACGAGGGAUAAAUUAUUCAAAAGAGGAUACAUACGUCAUAUAUGAAUUUCCUUAUCCAACCGAUAAUCCUCCAACAGACAGAACAUCUACUAUUAGAGGAACGUGCAACCCAGAAUAUGAAGCAGUAUUUCGCCUGAACGGAAUAAUAGAUCGUGGCGUACGACAGUGUCAACGAGCUUUUAAAAGACAUGCGCUGAAAUGUCAAGUUUGGACAAAAGGAUGCUCGCUGAAUCCUCUCCUGUGUUGCACUAAUCCAAGUGGAUUCUUUCGAAGUGAUAGCCUGUUAGGUACAGCAACAGUGAAAUUGCAGCCUCUGGAGAGUCAAUGUGUUCUUCAUGAUUCAUUUCCCUUAAUGGAUGGAAGGAAACCAACGGGGGCGAAGUUAGAACUGAAAAUUCGAUUGAGAAAUCCAGUUCUGACUAAACAAAUAGAACAAAUUACAGACAAAUGGUUAAUUAUCGAUCAUUGAUGCAGCAUUACGAAUUCACCUUAUACAUAUUUCUAUUUUUUAAUCAUUGCAUUAUCAAGGCCUUGAACAUGUAUCCGCUUGUUACGAAACAAUGAGCAAUAUAUUAUUUGUUUAAUUCAUAGCUACGCCUAUUAAUGUGAAUAUGUAUAUGUAUAUGUAUAUGUAUAGAACAAUUUAUAUAUUUUAUUACGAGUGUUUAACUUUAAACAAAUACAUAUGGACAUACAAUUUUCUCGAGUGAGCAUAUAUGCACAAUCUAACGUGUAAAUAUCAUAGUAUGUUGCAUACGGAAUUUCUUGCGCGACUGUGUCAUAAUAAUUACACUGGUGAUAAACAGACCAUUAUGCUGGGCUUUAAUACACACGAAAAUGUAAGAUUGUGUUACCCUCUUUUUACGAUUAGCACCGCGAUUUAUGCUUGUAUGUAAGAUAAGAGAGAUUUGUUCGAUCAAUGAUUUUAAGGAACAUUUUUUAAUCACUCAUCGUUAAAUAAAAAAACAUUUAAAAAUCAAAA
Molecule: messenger RNA, 3158 nt
Organism: Megalopta genalis
Lineage: Eukaryota; Metazoa; Arthropoda; Insecta; Hymenoptera; Halictidae
Source: RefSeq, a predicted model, not a curated record